Trichoderma breve is the source of this 777-nucleotide messenger RNA. RefSeq names its product RNA recognition motif domain-containing protein. The record is from RefSeq and is a predicted model, not a curated record. Gene Ontology annotation, biological process: mRNA export from nucleus. The coding region runs from base 1 to 777 and encodes 258 amino acids. Gene Ontology annotation, cellular component: nucleus. NCBI's taxonomy places the organism in Eukaryota, Fungi, Ascomycota, Sordariomycetes, Hypocreales, Hypocreaceae. The transcript is spliced from 5 exons. Gene Ontology annotation, molecular function: mRNA binding.
AUGUCUACCAAGCUUGAUAAGCCUCUUGACGAGAUCGUCAGCGCCAAGCGCCGCGACUCUGUUCGCCGCCGCUCCCUGCGACGAUCAACCACCGGUCGCCCUGCUCCUACCGCUCCUGCCGGUGGUAUCCAGAAGACCGCGGCCAAGAACUCUCGUGGCUCUGCCGCAAAGGCCACACCCAUCAAGGCUGCUAUUCCUAGCAGCGACAGCAAAGUCAUCGUCAGCAACUUGCCCAAGGACGUGACGGAGAAGCAGAUCAAGGAAUACUUUGUUCAAUCUGUCGGCCCCAUCAAGAAGGUUGAACUGUCCUACGGCCCCAACUCUCAAAGCCGAGGUAUCGCCAAUGUCACCUUCAGCAAGCCUGAGGGUGCUUCCAAGGCACUCUCGACUCUCAACGGAUUGUUGGUCGACGGCCGUCCCAUCAAGAUUGAAAUCAUUGUCGGAGCUGCCCAGGCCGACAAGGUUAUUCCCCCGAUUAGGACUCUAGCUGAGCGCACAACCCAACCCAAGGGCCAGCCCAAAUCUGCCGCUGGCAAGAAGCAGAAUACCACUGCCGCCAAGGCUGGUGGUGCCAAGGGAGCCGCCGCGAAUGCCAACAAGAAGCGCCGCGGCCGUAACGCCCGCCCUGCCAAGAAGACCGCCGAAGAGCUCGACUCAGAGAUGGCAGAUUACUUCGUUGGUGCCGGCAACGCUGAUGCUGGUGCCGCUCCCGCUGCCGCUGCCGCUGCUCCCGCCAACGGCGAUGCUCCCAUGGAGGAUGAGAUUAUGGUAAGUUAG